AUGCUAUAUGGGGUGCGCGUUAUUUCGAGACUACAUAUGCUAUUUUUAGACAAUGAAAAAGAAUCGAAUGAAUCAAAGAGUAAAGAAGAGUUCGAAGUGAAAGAAAAUAAAAUCGAAAUACAAGCUUAUCUAGUAUUCUGA
This is a messenger RNA of Ambispora leptoticha, 141 nucleotides long. The record is from the annotation of a GenBank genome assembly. NCBI's taxonomy places the organism in Eukaryota, Fungi, Glomeromycota, Glomeromycetes, Archaeosporales, Ambisporaceae.